UCUCUCUUAGUCAACUAGAAGAAACAGUGUCAAAGUUACAAGAGGUUAUUAUGAAACACAAGACCAGCGUCCUAAGGUACAAAGCCUUUCAAAUUUUGAAUCUUUAUUUUGUUCAAAACAUUGUCGGCUUCUGGGGUGUCUUGAAUUAUCAUUGUUCAGCUCUGCAUCUCCGAGCCUGUGAAUUCCACUGAAAUUUUUUAUUCAAAGUUUGAUGCUUUUCUUCAACUUGAAAAAUGGGUGUUUUUGAAAUCCAAAAAAACAGUUAGCUGAUUUUAGAAAAUCAUAAAAGAAUUUAAAAGGGGAAGAUGAGGAAUGCAAGUGUUGCAGCUGAAGCAGUGGAGCAAAACUCUAGAAGGAACAAGGGAGUUGUUGAUGAGAAUGUUCCCUUGUUAGCAAAGGUUCAGAGGAGUGAUGAUGUUUCAGGGUUUGAAGAGUUUAAUGGAGCUUCAUUUUCUGGGGCAGUUUUCAACUUGUCAACCACAAUUAUUGGUGCUGGAAUCAUGGGGUUGCCAGCAUGUGUGAAAAAGUUGGGGAUGGUGCCUGGGCUUCUUGCUAUAAUCUUAACAGGUUUCUUGACAGAGAAGUCAAUUGAGUUCCUGAUUAGGAGUUCUAGGGCAGGGAAUCUUCCCUCUUAUGGGAGUCUCAUGAGGGAUGCUUUUGGAAAAUUUGGAAAAGCUUUGGUGGAGAUAUUUGUAAUAGUCAACAACAUUGGUGUGUUGAUUAUUUACACGAUUAUACUUGGGGAUGUGAUUUCUGGAACAUCUUCUGUUGGAACUCACCAUUCUGGUCUCCUUGAAGGCUGGUUUGGAGUUCAUUGGUGGACUGGAAGAACGUUUGUUGUUGCGUUUACAACAGUUGCUGUGUUUGCACCUUUGGUCAGUUUUAAGAGGAUUGAUUCAUUGAAAUUCACGUCUGCAUUAUCAGUUGGGCUAGCAGUAGUUUUUCUAGUGAUUGCUGUUGGAAUCUCAGUCUUCAAGAUCAUAGUCGGAGGCAUUGGAAUGCCCAGACUCUUUCCAAUCAUAACUGAUAUGGCAUCAAUUUUGGAACUGUUCACUGUAGUUCCUGUUCUUGUGACUGCCUAUAUCUGCCACCCCAAUGUACACCCCAUAGACAAUGAACUGGAGGACUCCUCUCAGAUGCAUGGCGUUGUACGUACAUCCCUUGCUCUGAGUGCUUCAGUGUACUUGCUGACAAGCUUCUUUGGGUUCCUCCUAUUUGGUGAAGCAACACUUGAUGAUGUGCUUGCAAAUUUUGACACUGAUCUUGGAAUUCCUUUGGGUUCUGUGCUCAAUGAUGCAGUUCGUUUCAGCUAUGCUGCACAUCUCGUGCUUGUAUUUCCAGUUGUCUUCUAUGGAAUGCGUGUCAACCUAGAUUCUCUUUUAUUUCCAUCAUCCAGGCCUUUGACUCAAGAUAACAUUAGAUUUGCUUCAAUUACUGUUACACUUGUUGCUGUUAUCUUCCUUGGAGCAAAUUUCAUACCCAGCAUUUGGGAUAUUUUCCAGUUUACUGGAGCAACAGCUGCUGUUUGCAUAGCAUUCAUAUUUCCAGCUGCCAUCAUUCUACGGGAUGGACACAGCAUAGCAACUAAAAGGGACAAGAUUCUAUCAGUCUUUAUGAUAUUCUUGGCUGUCUUGUCAAAUGCUGUGGCUUUAUACAGUGAUACUUAUGCCUUGAUCAAGAAGAACAAAACUUAUACAUGAAUUCUUUUUUUCUUGAAACUUUCUUUGAAGCCCAUAGCACAAGCACAUUCAUACUUUCACAAGGGUGGAUCAUGGAAUAAGCCACUAAGUGCUGGUAACAUGUUCAAAAGUGUGUAAAUAAGAGUUUUAAUUAAUGAUCUUCAAGUUUAAAGGAUUUUGCAAAA
Messenger RNA from Vigna angularis (adzuki bean), 1864 nucleotides. Its product is annotated as amino acid transporter AVT6B. Gene Ontology annotation, biological process: amino acid transmembrane transport. Bases 306 to 1700 code for a protein of 464 amino acids. The transcript is spliced from 6 exons. The record is from RefSeq and is a predicted model, not a curated record. NCBI's taxonomy places the organism in Eukaryota, Viridiplantae, Streptophyta, Magnoliopsida, Fabales, Fabaceae. Gene Ontology annotation, molecular function: amino acid transmembrane transporter activity.